UGGCCCCGCCCAGACCCCCGCGGAGGAAGCGGCGCGAGUCCACCUCGGCCGAAGAGGACAUCAUCGAUGGGUUUGCCAUGACCAGCUUUGUCACUUUUGAAGCGCUGGAGAAAGAUGUAGCACUUAAGCCUCAGGAACGUGUGGAGAAACGCCAGACUCCCUUGACCAAGAAGAAACGAGAAGCACUUACCAAUGGCUUAUCUUUUCAUUCAAAGAAGAGCAGACUCAGCCACCCACACCACUACAGCUCAGACCGAGAAAAUGACCGUAAUCUCUGCCAGCACCUUGGGAAGAGAAAGAAAAUGCCGAAGGGACUCAGACAGCUUCCAGAGUUGCUGGGAUUACAGGCGUGCACCUUCAGCUCAAGCCAGGGCAGAACAGCUGCAGGGACAGUGACAGUGAGAGUGCCAGUGGAGAAUCCAAGGGCUUCCACCGGAGCAGCUCCCGGGAAAGGCUCAGUGAUAGUUCAGCUCCUUCCAGCUUGGGAACAGGCUACUUCUGUGACAGUGACAGUGACCAGGAAGAGAAGGCUUCAGAUGCCAGCUCUGAAAAGCUCUUCAACACUGUAAUUGUGAACAAAGGUAAGG
Messenger RNA from Ictidomys tridecemlineatus (thirteen-lined ground squirrel), 587 nucleotides. The record is from RefSeq and is a predicted model, not a curated record. NCBI's taxonomy places the organism in Eukaryota, Metazoa, Chordata, Mammalia, Rodentia, Sciuridae.